AUGUCAUUCAACGACUUCAUUGACUCACAGAAGAUCAUCUAUGAGUUAAAGAAAGACGUCGAGGAAUCAGAUUAUCCCUAUGAUUGUAAGACUUUGUACUACCAAGAAGGGGUACCUACCAGACAGACAGAUAUUCCUUUCGUGAGGCUUCUGCAAGGGAAAGAACCUAUCUCCAAUAUGAAGAGACGCUACAAACUCUACAAGAAGAACUGGUCCCGACAACUUAGUGUCAUCAAUGAGAUCUUGGCCAAUACGGAUAGAGAGAAAUUUGAGGAACUAGGCCGAUUUUUGUACGAGCAUAAUGAAGAAGGUGAUGAUGAUCGAUGUGAGCUUAUGCCAUGUUGGCAUCUUCCCUGUGGCCUGGUAAACUUAGGUUCCAACAUAUCCAAUCACAGGCGACUUCUAAACCAGGUGUACGACUUUUUGGUGAUGUCGGAUGGCCAAUCAAACGGGCAGACGGUGGUGAGUCGUCUUAAUACGGCCGUAUGCAGCAGUAUCAGUGCUUGUCUCAAAACCAUCUCCUUCGAUAUCAUUGGCUCUUUUGGCAAAUCUAUCAACCAGAAGCUUCCAGAUUUGGAGGAUUUGAUUCUGCAAUUGUCGAAGAAGCAGCAGAGACUUGUCGUGUUGAUCGAAGACGCUGACUCCUUACCAACGUCCACGUUGACUCAGCUUUUAAAGACUCUCUGGCAUUGUAGCACAGUAUCACACAAUGUAUACGUUGUUAUUGGAAUCUCUACACCACUCAUCAUCUUUCAGGAAAAGAUACCACGGCUUGUAUUGAACUUCCUACGUACCAGACACUUCCGUAUAGACAAUUCUAACGAGGCCAUUGGCCAAAUAAUGGGAAACUUGCUUCUCAAUAUCAACGACACCUACAAUUCAUUGAUCUUUGAGCCUCGAUUGAUUCUAUACUUUCUUCAGCGAAAGUCUGAUAUUGGUAUAUCUCAGUUCUACGACUAUAUGAAACUCAUUUAUAUGAAUCACUACUUCAGCCAGCCUCUAUCGAUUCUGUGGACCGAUGAUUUCUCAGGAAUCGAUCUUACCGACGACUAUUUUGAUGUGUUCAAAAGACUACCUUCUGUAAGAGCUGUCAACGACCAUACUACCGAUCACCAGGAAAAUGACGACUGCCAGCGGUUUCUCCAUGAUGUAGCUACAGAGAAUGAAACUGGUAUAGGUUGGUUUCUUCGACUCAACCUAAACAAACUCAUCAACUGGAGAUUCAACUUGAAAAAUCUGAUAGACUUCCUUAACUUUAUGCAGACAUCUUUCUACGACUUGAAACUUUGGAGGACCAACCUCGAUCUUUUCCAGCUUAUCUUCGAGAACUACGAUUACGAAAACGUGCACAACAAUGUUGCAAACUUUGACUUCUUAAAGCCCAUCUAUUUAAACAUGAAAAAUAUAGAGUUGUCAGUGUUCAACAGCUUUCUGGAUACGAUUCAGAGCGACCAGCAGUUCGACUUCUUGUUUCAGAAGGGUGAUAAUGCUGCCGAUACAUACUUCCAGUCGUUAAAACAUGCGGAAAGUCAUAAGGAGGUAGAAAAGUUCAACAGAUACCUUAAUGAGAAGCUGAUCCAUCAAUUGGUUGAAUUGAAUCUUGACCACCAACCAUUUAAAGAGAUCUGUUGUGCAGGGCUGCAAGUGACGGGCCUGUUGCAAACUGCUUUCAAUCCUCCGGUACGGGAUAUCACAAUUGGAGCAUUGCUCGACUCUAAGAGUUACCUAUUAAACUCGGCACACAGCGACUUGAGCCAAUUAGAUCGUCAGGGAGAUGACGUGCAGUUAUAUAAACUAUUUGAGCCUUCGAUGAUUGAGAUGUUCAGGAUCUAUAGAGAAGCAGGAGUGAUGAUUAACAUUUAUGACUUCUAUAAGGUGUUCAGGAGCGGAUUAUCGGACAAAAAACGUCUAUGCCAAUUAAUGUUGAACAAGUUAGAGGUGAAGCGGCAAAGAACCAAGGAGGACAAUGUCAAUAUGGAUACAUUGCAAGGAAUUAUAGAAGGAGACUCAGAGAAAGAGUGGGAUAAAUUGACACUCAGCUGGUUUUUGAAAGGACUAGUGGAGUUGGAGUUGGCUGGGAUGAUUAAGGAAGGAAGGAAUUCCGAGAAUGUGGAAAAGCUGGUUUGGAAAGAUGUCUAA
This is a messenger RNA of Brettanomyces nanus, 2139 nucleotides long. RefSeq lists its product as uncharacterized. Lineage: Eukaryota; Fungi; Ascomycota; Pichiomycetes; Pichiales; Pichiaceae. The transcript has a single exon. Gene Ontology annotation, molecular function: DNA replication origin binding. Bases 1 to 2139 code for a protein of 712 amino acids. The record is from RefSeq and is a predicted model, not a curated record. Gene Ontology annotation, biological process: DNA replication initiation; DNA replication. Gene Ontology annotation, cellular component: nuclear origin of replication recognition complex; DNA replication preinitiation complex; nuclear pre-replicative complex.